Molecule: messenger RNA, 4589 nt
Organism: Corythoichthys intestinalis (scribbled pipefish)
Lineage: Eukaryota; Metazoa; Chordata; Actinopteri; Syngnathiformes; Syngnathidae
Product: activin receptor type-1-like
Exons: 12
Coding region: 415-2469 (684 amino acids)
Biological process (GO): transforming growth factor beta receptor signaling pathway; heart development; protein phosphorylation
Cellular component (GO): BMP receptor complex; plasma membrane
Molecular function (GO): transmembrane receptor protein serine/threonine kinase activity; ATP binding
Source: RefSeq, a predicted model, not a curated record
UACCGUGUCCCCCGUCCUCUCCUACUCCUCCUCCUUCCUCCGCCGCCGCCUUCGUUCUGAGUGUGAGUUGAGAAGUCCAGACGGCUCCUACGUAAGAGCCAAACCGCGUUUUAAAGGGAGAAAAUGUCCGCAGGUUGUCUCUUCCGAACCGGAGAGGCGAGGUGAAAAGUGAAUUUGACAAAACCAGAGCAAGUGAGUGAGCGGACGUGCGUGUGGUCGUAGUGGUGCGGAGGGGGGAAAUGUUGGCGCCGCGUAGCCGCCGCAGCGUCUCGGACUUCGGCGAACAGACUGGCUAUUGUCGCUGAUUGGCUCCGGGAGAUGGACGAUUUCUUCCGUUCGACGACCCCCUUUUGAAGCACUUUGAAACGAAACUCCAAUGAAGUGAGUGCCGUACUGGCGUCUCCAGUCGCUUAAAUGUCUGCAAUGACGAAAGGCCGAAUGUUUCUUUUGAUUUUGAUCGCUUUGGCCCCUCCCUGCACUAGCUUGGAAGCUGAGAGCGACACAAGGGGCUCUGAAUGCUUCUGUGAAGGGUCGUCAUGCAGCGACGCUGACAGUUGUUCGGGCCUGCAGUGCUUUACCUCUGCCUCCUUACUGAAUGGUACAUGGGAGUUUCAGAAGGGAUGCAUUGUGGGUAAUCAAGAAGAAAAGUGCGGGAUCCCGCCGACUCAUGAGUUGGUAAUGGAGUGCUGCUACGGAGAUCUGUGCAACAUGAACGUGACUCUACAGCAGCGUAUUAAAGAUGUGGAAGCGUCUGCCGGCAGACCAAUCCUCCGAGAGCAGGAGUGCGCGUGCGAGGGCGCCGCCUGCCAGCCCCACCGGCGCUGCGCCGGCCAACAUUGCUUUUCCUCCCUCAAGGUGACGGACGGCACCGCCGUCCAGCAGAAGGGCUGCCUGAGGGACGACGACGUGGGCCGAGCCACCUGCGCCACGCCGCCCUCGCCGGCCCACGUUGUCAAGUGCUGCCAGGGCCAUCUGUGUAACAUGAACGUCACUGUGCAAGCUCCGGGGAAAGAGGAAGUGAAGCCCCUUGUCAAAGAGAAGCAUGAGUGCGUGUGUGAGGGCAGCUCGUGCGCUACGGGGAAUCGCUGCAUGGGAAGCCAGUGUUUCUCUUCCUUGACCGUCAACGGCGGCUCUCUGAUGUACCAGAAAGGUUGCUUUAAUGUCUACGAGCAGAGUACGAUGACCUGCAAGACUCCACCUUCCAGAGACCAGAUUGUGGAAUGCUGCUUCGGGCACUUGUGUAACCUGAACAGCACCGUGCAGCUUCCCGUCAAAGCCGACGAGCUGUCAAACUACAGCGUGACCAUGCUGGCUGUCGUCAUCGUGGCGCCCAUACUCAUCCUGGUCGUCCUCUCGGCCAUCGCCAUUCUGGUGUUCAGACGCAUCCACCACAAUCAGAUGGAAAGACUGACCUCUCGAGAUGCCGAAUACGGAACCAUUGACGGUCUCAUUGCAUCCAAUGUGGGGGAAAGCACACUUGCGGAUCUACUUGAUCACUCCUGCACUUCAGGAAGCGGCUCCGGCCUGCCUUUCCUAGUUCAGAGGACCGUGGCUCGACAAAUCACUCUCAACGAGUGUGUGGGUAAAGGCCGCUAUGGCGAAGUGUGGCGAGGCCAGUGGCAAGGAGAGAGUGUCGCUGUGAAGAUCUUCUCCUCCCGAGACGAGAAGUCCUGGUUCAGAGAAACGGAGAUCUAUAACACAGUGCUUCUAAGACACGAGAACAUCCUGGGCUUCAUCGCAUCUGACAUGACCUCCAGAAACUCCAGCACGCAGCUGUGGCUUAUAACCCACUACCACGAGAUGGGCUCCCUGUACGACUACCUUCAGCUGAGCACGCUGGACGCGUGCAGCUGCCUCCGCAUGGCACUCUCCAUCGCCAGUGGCUUGGCGCAUCUGCACGUGGAGAUCUUUGGCACCCAGGGCAAGCCGGCCAUCGCCCACCGGGACCUGAAGAGCAAAAACAUUCUGGUCAAAAAGAACGGGCAGUGUUGCAUCGCCGAUCUCGGUCUAGCGGUCAUGCAUUUCCAAGACACCAACGAACUGGAUGUGGGUAACAACCCCAAAGUGGGCACCAAGCGCUACAUGGCCCCCGAGGUGUUAGAUGACUCCAUACAGAUGGACUGCUUCGAGUCCUACAAGAGGGUGGACAUCUGGGCCUUGGGCCUCGUUUUGUGGGAGGUUGCCAGGAGGACGGUCAGCAACGGCAUCGUAGAGGACUACAAGCCUCCCUUUCAUGACGUGGUGCCCAGUGAUCCUAGUUUUGAGGACAUGAAAAAGGUGGUCUGCGUGGACCAGCAGAGGCCCAACAUACCCAACCGAUGGUUCUCGGACCCAACAUUAAUCUCCAUGGCAAAACUGAUGAAGGAGUGCUGGUAUCAGAACCCGUCGGCCCGACUGACGGCGCUACGCAUCAAAAAGACUCUGACAAAGAUCAACAGCUCGGUGGACAAAAUGAAAACGGACAUUUGAAUCGGGCGCUGUACUUUUCUUGACGAACUUGCCUUCACGGUGGGGUGUGUGCCCUUAUAGCGGCACAUGCCAGUAUUUAUUUGAAAAGACUUGGCGGGACACAUUUUGGUAUCCAAAGAUGGCUUACCAGGCUCUUGGGAAUAGGACAUUCAAUAGGAACUAAUCAUAAUCUAGGAGCUGGAGUUUGGCUCUUACCUGGACUUUGUUGCUUUGGCUUUUUUUAAAUCCUCACUUUGGAGGUCACGAUGACUGACAUCACGUUUCUUUCCCAGUUUGGUUUGUUAGCGCAACGCUGUUCCAGUGUCAGCAAUCUUUUAAACACUUGUACAGUUCACAGUCUUAGCAUAUGACCAUGUACAAUGACAUACGCGCUUUUAUUUGUUUUUGUUUUUUUUUAGUUCCACGCAAGAGAAAAGAUGAAUAUAUAAAAUACCUGCACAGUGAUGCUGACGUCAGCCCUCUGCCUCCUCCCUUAACGGAGGCCUGUACUGUAAGUUUGCCUUGAUGCCGUCUUAACGUGUGUGUAUUGUCAAGUUGAUGAAGUCCAACUUCAACUUUUUUUUUUUUCCCUCUAACAUUUUAUAUCAACUAGUGGUUUCUAUUAAUUAAAUAGAAAACAAGUAUAUUUCCUGGUCUGGUUUGUCUUAUUGCUUAUUUGUUCAGUUCAUUCGCUGUCAUCCUUCCCACUUCAACAUAAUAGACGUCAAUUAGUUAAUUUUGGGGCAUUUUACAUUAUCUCCUGUUGAUUUUUGGUCACUGUUGAUUUUGAGGCAUUUCUAGGUCACCUCCUCUUGAUUUUGGGGGGUUUAUGGGUCACUUCCUGUUGAUCUUGGGUUACUGAAGAGAAAGUAACCCGGGAAUGAUCAAAACGAAAACUAACCCCAAAUGCUGCUGAGUCCGUGCCCGAUCCAGCCUCAGCUCGCCAGAUCCGCAUAGCAAUCACACCCGCUGACGUCAGUGCACCAGAUGCGGCCCGUAUCAUAAAUCUGACAGUACAAAUGAUAGGUUACACACUGGUCCGGGGUGGACCGUGCAGACCGAACGCGUUAAAAACCUGAAAUUUAACAAUUGGCGUUUGACGUCACAACAGCGCGCACCCUGAAGGCGGGCAUCCGCUGCGAAACCGGGCAUUGACAGCAAUGGCAACGAAGAUGGAACAUGUGUAUUUGCAGCUGCAGCUAACCAAUAUUUAACAAACAAAUUUUGUUAAUACAAAUGUUGAAGCGUAGGAAGACGUUUGGAAAGUUUUGAAAACGGCGGUGUUGUUGUGCUGGACCGGAAACCGUCUGAGCAGCAAAAUCACGUCACCGGCGUUGAUGUGACGCGUAGUCACGAUUUUUUGGAGAGGUGCACGUCAGAAUCAGCCUUAAACAGGAGAACUUACAAGCUUGAGGACACAUCAUCUCGCCGUACGGAAAUUUUUAUGGUAAGAGCUUUAUUUAAAGUCGUUAUUGCGUUUUGAAGUCGCUUCUUGACUGUUAAACAAGUUAUUCAAUCGAGCGUUAAUAAAAUGGCCGUUGUAUUCAAGUGCCAUGUCUGCUAGUUAAGUCAUUCAAAAUUUUUUGCAUAACAGCAUAUGGGGGGAGAAAGCAUUUACUCUGUGUUGCUGUAAAUGUUUCAAUGUUUGAAUAGUAUACUAUUAUUGAAAAUGAGCCCCUCCUCCUUGUGUUUGUGUAUUUGUGUCACUGCCUUGAUUGCACAGAAUUGUGAGCCUGGAACCAGGUGCCGCUCAGCAGCUUACUUAAACCGGUCAUCGCCAUAUCAACAACUCACCUACAGGUAUGUGACUUUCAGUUUACACAGAAUAUUGUUAUCCUGAUACUGAGCUAAUUUUUGUGUUUUUGCCCCCUAGAUCCUGUACUGCUUGCAUGGCAAAACUCCUGCCUGCCUGUUCACCUGUUCUAUCACCAAACUGCCCACUGGAUUCGUCGGACACUAUCUACUACUCCCUCUCAUCGUCAAUGAAUUAGGUCCCCCGUUUCCCCAAAACCUUAACAAAUACAAUAUGUUGUUUACCGUCUAAAGAAGGGUCAUCUUUAAUGUGGAGCUGCUUGCUCCAAUUAAAAUAUUUUGUGAAAAUACAAUGUUGUAUUUUUAUGUUGUUGUAUGUUGAAUUAAUG